This is a messenger RNA of Oryctolagus cuniculus (rabbit), 3813 nucleotides long. Its product is annotated as transcription factor Sp6. The record is from RefSeq and is a predicted model, not a curated record. Gene Ontology annotation, biological process: regulation of transcription by RNA polymerase II; proteolysis. Gene Ontology annotation, molecular function: RNA polymerase II cis-regulatory region sequence-specific DNA binding; cysteine-type exopeptidase activity; DNA-binding transcription factor activity, RNA polymerase II-specific. Lineage: Eukaryota; Metazoa; Chordata; Mammalia; Lagomorpha; Leporidae.
GGGCUGGGCCUCCCGUCCGGCCGAGCCCGCAAGGGUUAAAGGCUGCGGCAGGUGAGGUGGGCGGGGCCGCGAGUUCUGGGGAAAAAGGAGCGCAGGGGAGAGGAUGAAGGCAGAGAGCGCGGGUGAGUCACGGGCGGAGCUGGCCUCGCUCGCUCACUCGCUCGCUCGCUGGCUCGCGCCCGCCCUCCGGCCUCCGCCCUCCCGCCGGCUCUCACCGCCUCCUCCGCCGCCGCCCGGUCUGGUCGCAGCCCCGCGCCCUCGGCUGCUGCCCCUCACUGCAGGAGAACCGGCUGGCGCGCAGGGCCCAUGAGCGCGCGUCUGUAGCGCACCAGCCCGCCGCGCCCGGAGCCCGAGCGCAGCCUCCAGGUCCCAUCUGAGGUGCCCCUGACCGUCCCUGUCCCCCACCCACCCCGGGCCCCGGCAAUGCUAACCGCUGUCUGCGGCUCUCUGGGCAGCCAGCACACGGACGCGCCUCACGCCUCGCCGCCGCGCCUCGACCUGCAGCCUCUCCAAACAUACCAGGGUCACACGAGCCCGGAGGCCGGGGACUACCCAUCCCCGCUGCAGCCUGCCGAGCUGCAGAGCCUCCCGCUGGGCCCGGAGGUGGACUUCUCACAGGGCUAUGAGCUGCCGGGGGCCUCCUCGCGGGUGACCUGCGAGGACCUGGAAAGCGACAGUCCCUUGGCCCCGGGACCCUUUUCCAAGCUCCUGCAGCCGGACAUGUCCCACCAUUACGAAUCGUGGUUCCGGCCGACUCACCCAGGCACGGAGGAUGGCUCCUGGUGGGACCUUCAUCCGGGCACCAGCUGGAUGGACCUCCCCCACACUCAGGGCGCGCUAACUUCACCUGGCCACCCGGGGGCGCUGCAGGCCGGCUUGGGGGGCUACGUCGGCGACCACCAGCUCUGCGCCCCGCCGCCUCACCCGCACCCGCACCACCUCCUCCCAGCCGCCGGAGGGCAGCACCUCCUGGGGCCACCCGACGGGGCUAAGGCCUUGGAAGCGGCUGCCCCGGAGUCCCAAGGGCUGGAUUCCAGUCUGGACGGGGCGACCCGGCCUAAAGGUUCCCGGCGGUCGGUGCCACGCAGCUCAGGCCAGACCGUGUGUCGCUGCCCCAACUGUCUGGAGGCGGAGCGACUGGGGGCACCGUGCGGGCCCGACGGGGGCAAGAAGAAGCAUUUGCACAAUUGCCACAUCCCGGGCUGCGGGAAGGCCUAUGCCAAGACGUCGCACCUGAAGGCGCACCUGCGCUGGCACAGUGGCGACCGCCCCUUCGUGUGCAACUGGCUCUUCUGCGGCAAGCGGUUCACGCGCUCCGACGAGCUGCAGCGCCACCUCCAGACCCACACGGGCACCAAGAAGUUCCCCUGCGCGGUCUGCAGCCGCGUCUUCAUGCGCAGCGACCACCUGGCCAAGCACAUGAAGACCCACGAGGGCGCCAAGGAGGAGGCGGCCGGCGCGGCGCAGGGCGAAGGCAAGGCCGGCGGCGCGGUGGAGCCCCCCGGGGGCAAAGGCAAGCGGGAGGCCGAGGGCAGCGCGCCUCCCUCCAACUGAGCUGCGCGGGUGCCGCCCGUGGCCGGGCUCCCGGGGGCGCCGCAAGAGUCCCCAGGCCGACGUCCUCGGGGCCGGCUGCAGUCAGUAACAGGGAAGGCGGUUAUUUAUUGUGCGGGAGGGAGAGCGGGGCGGGGACGGGGAGUCGGGCGCUUGCGGGAGCAAUGUGGGCGCUGGGGCUGGACGGAAGGUGUUUGCCCGAUGGGGCCGGGAGGAGCCGUGCGCGCAGCUCAGGGCCCCGGGCGGGGGUGGGGGUGGGCACCCCUGCGGCGGCUGGAGGGGAAAGCGGCCCGGAGCUGAGCGGAGCGGGCCCGCCGGGGGCGCGGGGAGAGGGGUGGCUGUCGAGACUCGUCCUUGCAGGCCUGGGAACCUGGACACGGAAGCGCCCCCGGAGCCGCCCGAAGGGGCCGGGUCGCCUUCCUCAGCCUCCUGGUGCCUGAGUCCUGGGGCUUCCGGAGGCCCCCCCCAGAUGGGGGGGACCCCCUAGGUUGGGGGCGUGUCUGUAGCUGUUAUAGAAAUUUUGACGCGCCUCCGUAUUAACCCUUCCAGACCCAGUCUAGUGGAGCCAGGAUUGAAGAGGGUAGCAAUCCCACACAGUUCUCAGGCCAGAGCUAUGGGGCGGAGAACAGAGGCGGGGGGUGGGGGUGGGGGAAGCAGGGAAAUCCCCCUCUAAAAGGAAAGAGAGGGACUCGUCGAGGGGAUGCGCGCAACCACCCGCUUCCGCCUCUGCUCCCGUGCAGUCCUUGACUCUUGGUCUUUUUUUUAAAAAGCAAGCUCAGUAGUGCAGCUUCCGGGUCUGUGCCCCUAGGUAGGUUUCCAAGGCUCCCAGUAGCAGCCGCAGCUCUAGAAUUGAUGUAGUUCUCUCCCGGAGGUUCCCCUCAGUUGCCUUCCCCUUGGGGGCGUCCAGCAGAGACCCCUCUAGCUGUUCCCACUUGGAGUGCAGGACGCUGGGGCUGCCUGGCCAGCCCCUGCCCCGCCCUGCCCUGCCCUGCCCCAUCCCCCUGUAGAGUGCAUUCAGGAAGCUGCUUCCUCCCCAGCUCACCGCAGGGGAAAGUCCUCUCCCCGUGCAGGCGCUGUCUUCCCUCUGAUGGCCUUCUCUGCCGUCAGAGGUGACGUCCAAGAAGCUGUCCCCACUUGGCCCCUUCUCCUUUAGAUGCUAGAAAUACAGGUGGAUUGGGAUCUUGGGGGUGGGGGUGGGGAGGGGCCCAGCAGAGGCUGGGCCAGGCACCUGGGAGAGGAGCUGGUCCCGGGAGGGGAGGGUCUGGCAGGCCACGGGACCCUGGGGCUGGGGGCUUCCCUGGGCCUAAAGUCCCUCUGACCUCCCCCUUCGCUUCGCUCUCCAUUCUCCACCCAGAGCCCUCUGCAGGGAUUAGCUGUGUAUUGAUUUUUAAGUUAUAAGCAAAGGGUAUUUUAUUUAAUAUUAGGGCAUGUGUGUGCGUGCAUGUCUUGUGCACCUGUGCAUGUGUGCGUGUGUGCAUGUGUGUGUGUGUUUCUCUACUGAGCCUGGGGUCUCCUGAGACCCCAUCUUGUUCACCCCGUCCAAGGUCUAGGGCCUAGGCCCGCAGCGUCUCUUCCUGCCUUGGGGAUGCUGGGGCCCAGUCUGAGGACUGGGAGCUGUAUGGGACGUGGGGGCUGGGAUUUGGGUGGGAAUACAUGUUUGUGUAGAAAGGGGCCUUCCUUAACAGGGACAGAGGGGCUUCCCUGAGGGCCCCCGGGGCCUGGGGUAGUUUAAGAAGUAAUGAUCUUUCUCGAUUCUCCCUCUCCUUUUCCCCUGCCUUCGGCUAACCCAGCCCGCUGUCCCCUUCCUCCCUGAGAGGGCUGGGGGCAGAAGGGGAGCUGGCCAAGGCCGCAGGUUGCCUGGCCAGGUGGGGGUGGGGGAGGAAGGAGGGCGCUGUGGGUGUGGGAUGCCUUUCUUCUCCACCCAUCGAAACCAGCCACCCCCUCCCUGUGCUACCAAGACAGCCUUGUCCAGUGGCCAUUCUAAGGGGAACUCCCACUUGGGUGUUGGGGGGCACACGGCUGCUGCCCCCGUAGAGGCCCUUAGCUCUAAGGUAUGCAGGUCGGGGCUCUGGAGAGGGGUCUUCUGCUCCCUACUUUGGUAGAUCUCGGUGGCUCGGCUGCCUGCCCUUCCAGGCAGCCUCCCUAGAGGAAAAUGUAGGAUUUUUUUUUUUUCUUGAACUGCUGUGAACCCACUUUGGGGGGGUAGGAGGAGGAAGAAACAGCCUGUGUUUUUUAUGCAACAAUAAAGUCAUCAACGACAUC